AUGGUCCCAGGAGCCUUGGGAAGAGAAACUGUGAGCUUGGCCUCUGGGUUCCCUCCAGGGGAGAUGCUGGCGGUGAUGAACUUAGCGGUGGACCCAGAAGCCAGGCAGUGGCUAGUUGCAGCAGACCCUUGUGGACAGAGGCUAAUAGAGUUAUGGAUACCCCUCCACAGAAGUCCUGAUGAAAAUGGAUUUGCUUCACAAGUUCCAGUUGCAAUUCCCGGAGCUUUGAGAGAUUUCAGGAAGGCCAGGGAUUACACCACACUGAAAAGUACUCCCAUGCUACUGCUUUCAGGCAUGUGUAGGCAGAAAACCAGGAAGCCAUCCCCUGCUUUUGCAAAUAAGGGGAGGUCACCAGCACAGACUCCACACGUCACUGCAUGGGUUAUUCAGCAAGGGCCAGAGGUAAAUCACUUGGGGAGAGAAGCCAUCAGUCCAGCCCCUCAGUUCCCUCCAGGGCAUGCCUCACUCAGGAAGUCCCUUGGGGAGAGAAGCCAGCAGUCUACCCCUCAGUUCUCACUAGGCAAUACCCCUCUCAGCAAGGCCCUAGGUGAAGGAACCAGCCACAGGUUCCCAGAAUUGAGCUCUAAAUACUACUUCUGGCAGAUUUUUGCCUUUUGGGAAGCUGCUGUUGCAGAGCUGGUCAUUAUUAACCGCUCUUAUUUCCAAGGAUCAAGACAUCCAAGAACUUUAUUACAUUUUAUAAUGUCAGCGGUUGAUAUAGCGCAGACCUAUUCCACUAAUUCACCGUUACCAAGUGGAAUAAGAACUUGUCUAUGUUUUCCUGAAGCCCUCAUGGUAUUAGAAUUGAUAUUUGGAGGUCUGGUGUGGAUUUUAAUUGCUGCUACAAAGGUCUCGCUGCCUUUGCUGCAAGGAUGGGUGAUGUUUGUCUCUGUGACCCUCUUUGCCUUUACACUAAUACUCCUGAUACUGUACAUUCUAGGAAUCCACAAAGGCAGAUGUUCAUGGAUACUUAUGGAUGCAGUUUAUCACUGCAUUGCUGUUCUCUUCUACCUAAGUGCUGCAGUGUUACAAGCAAAUGCAACAAUAGCAACAAAGAAUAUUAAGAAGACAUACCAAGAAAAUAUUGCAGCAACAGUAUUCGCUUACAUUGCAACAUUGUUAUACUUAAUCCAUGCCAUUUUCUCUUUGUUGAGAUGGAAGAGAAGUGGAUAAAUUCCAAC
Molecule: messenger RNA, 1181 nt
Organism: Xenopus laevis (African clawed frog)
Lineage: Eukaryota; Metazoa; Chordata; Amphibia; Anura; Pipidae
Product: provisional ortholog of mal, T cell differentiation protein S homeolog
Exons: 5
Coding region: 1-1173 (390 amino acids)
Source: RefSeq, a predicted model, not a curated record